Messenger RNA from Neodiprion virginianus, 2804 nucleotides. RefSeq lists its product as uncharacterized. Gene Ontology annotation, biological process: sensory perception of taste. NCBI's taxonomy places the organism in Eukaryota, Metazoa, Arthropoda, Insecta, Hymenoptera, Diprionidae. Bases 372 to 2516 code for a protein of 714 amino acids. The record is from RefSeq and is a predicted model, not a curated record. Gene Ontology annotation, cellular component: neuronal cell body; dendrite; membrane. The transcript has 15 exons.
UUUGUUGGUCAAUAAUUUUAUUCAGACCGAGCGAACGAUACCGGCACUCCGACGACGUCCUCUGACAAGUCAAUUAGAAGGUAAACACAGCCUAGGGUGGUUUAUGCGCGCUCGACGUUUAUGACAUAAUUACUCAUUAUUAGGAACGCUACAAGUGUACAUAACAUUGUGGUCCAGUACGGUUUACUCCAUUGAUGGGAGUGGAUAAAUUGCCACGAAAGUCUUAAAUUCUACCGCACCAUGAUUCGUGUUAUUGGAAUAACGACAUUUGUACCAACAGCGGUAUCAUAAUUUGGGCAACCAAAUUGCUGGUCUCUCAACGUUUGGAGUGCUUCAAAAGGGGAAAAGACGAAAACCGAAUUUGAAGAAGGAUGAAGUUACCGGUACCGAAAACAUUGGCAGACGCAUUUUCACCGACGGUUGCGAUUAACUUGUUUUUUGCAAUCGCUGUUAUCCAUUACCCCCAGAACAAACGCCGACCAAUUCUAUCAGCUCUGUGGGCGAUAACCCAUGUAAUAGUUUAUGUGCUUUUCCUGCAAAUGGCAGAUUUGAUGGCGUUGAAGCAGUUCAUGGGUUCCGCAAUCGCGGCCAGCAACUAUCGGUUCAACGGUUACUUUCAGACGAUCUUCAUCUCUGUUUCUAUGUUUCUAUCUCAGUAUAAGGAACAGGUUAUCACGAAAAUCUUGCUCAAGGCAAUCGCCAUCGAUGAGCGAUUGAGGGUGCUGGGUGUACCCAAUGAUUAUGAACUAGUUCUUAAGGCUCAAAUUAUGCGGCAUUCCGUAGCUUUUAGCUACCUUUUCGUUGUAAUAGUCUUGGACUUCUUUUACGUUGGCCUUGACUAUCACAGCGAGACAGCCCGCGUCGGUUUUCUGCUUUUUGCCCAUUAUUUCUUGGUCUUCGAUUAUGUCAUAGAUGCUAGCUACACCAAUAGCGUCAGUUAUUUCCGCAACAGGUUCCAGCGUUUGAAUUCACUUCUCGCAGAAACAAAGUUACAAAGUACAAAGAAAGUCCAGCAAACGCAGAAAUCGAAUUACCAAUAUUCACAAAAGAACUCUUGGAUGUAUAAUGAAAUCCUUGAGAAUGCGUUAUCCAUCAGACCUACAAGCAACCAGUGGCUGCUGUACGUCACCAAAGAAAUAAGAACAAUCCAUCGAGACCUUUGCAAAACGACGAUGGAAUUGAACCAAGUGUACGCUACACAGGUUCUCUUUUCAAUCACGUUAUCUUUUGGUCUGAUAACGGCUCUUCUGUACACGGCCUACGACCUCGCAGCUGACGAUCUGUCCCCAUCGCUGUUUGACACCGUGAUGACCAAGACUGUUUCUGCCAUGUGGCUUAUAUAUUAUAUUGCGAAAGUUGUUUGGCUCAUUAGCACUUGUGCAGCUACAAGUAUCGAGGCUAUGAGAACUGGAGCAUUGAUCCAGGAUCUCGCGGAUUCGACUUCAAUCUACAGUGGAGAUAUUCGCGAUGAGGUCAGUGUCUUCACUCUCCAGUUGAUACAAAAUCCCCUCUACUUCACGGCAGCAGGAUUUUUCACUGUGGAUUACGGCCUGCUUCAAAAGGCUACCAGAAGCGCCUUUCGGAAGCUAAUCACUAUCAACGCUCGGCUCAAGACACUGGGAAUACCUAACGACUAUGCACUGGUGUACAAAGCUCAAAUUACUGAGCUAUUCAUUGGUCUCAGCUUAAUGGUCGUAAUUCAGAUCUUGGAUUAUAUCUACAUUGGUCCUGAUUAUCCUGGAAAAUUCGCACGCAUCAGUUUCUUAACGGCUACACAUUACUGUAUAGUCUUUACUUUCAUACUUGAUAUCACCUACAACACUAGCAUAAGAUAUUUCGGCAACAGGUUCCGACGGCUAAAGACAUUUCUCGCCGAAUUGCAUUUGGAAAAUAGAGGCCAAGACAGUGCACAAUUGAACAGACUUGCCGACAACCAGCGGAUACUGCAUAUCGCCAAAGUAGUCAGAAAAUUACAUGGAGAUCUCUGCACCACAGCGAUGGAACUGAACCAAGUCUUUGGCCUUCAGGUUCUCCUGUCAAUCGCAUUGUCCUUCGGUAUAUUAACAGCACUUCUGUAUACAGGCUACACUUUGGCCGCGGAUUUACCGAAGACUUCGAUACUCGACGACAUGAUGAUCAAGAUGGCAGCUGGAUUAUGGAUUGGGUUUUAUGUUGUGAAAAUUACUAGGAUUGCAGCUGGUUGUGCAGGUACAACCACCGAGGCCAAACAGUCCGGGGAUUUGAUCCAGGACGUUUUGGAAAUGGCGGCAAUAUACAAUAGAGAUAUUCGGGAUGAGAUCAACAUUUUAUCUCUUCAGCUCAUACAAAAUCGCCUUUGCUUCACGGCCAAGGGAUUUUUUACUUUGGAUUAUGCACUGCUUUCUAAGGCACUGAGCUUUGGUGGCUGGUGCCUCGUGAUCCGAAAGCCACGGGACAACGGAGAAACUCUUAACACUGAACGGUACCACUGUGAUAAUGGUCGUUGGCAAUGGCCACUCGUCGAAGCAGCAGCUUAGGAUGGGUCGCGUCUGUCCAUCAUCGACCAUCCGCGGCUCCCCCGCCCUUGGAUCCUCACAAGUAUUUACUUCGUAAUUUUUCACAUUGGACGAUGAUUUGACCGGACUGUACACCCGAUACAUUCUUAGAUGUGAAGGAAGAUGAGAAAAAAAAUUGGAUCAGCAGAUGGAUAAAUUGAUUUGGCAGCGAAGCGACGGUUUCUGUCCGAUGGGUCCGAUUACAAGUGCAGCGCAAGCCAGAUCCCAACCCCCCUCCAUCCCCCAACCGUCACCUAUAUACGCAAUCAG